GCAUAUUUGUCGAAUUUUCGUUUGGGUUCCUAGAGUGCACUAAAUAGUUUGGUAAAUAUAGCCAUAACGGUAUUUGCUGACGGCAACUGUAAUAACUAACAUUAAGGUAAGGUCAAGCAACCGAUAUGUUUUUAAAGUACCUCUUCGUGUUAUCGUAUCUUACUUACAUCCUCAAUGUUUAUGGUUUAGAACAUAAAACAAUACUUCGAAAAGAUCGUAAUAUUCUGCUUAGAAAAAGAAGAUAUCUGCAAUUUCCAGAAGGGAGCACAGUAAUAUUCACGUUUUCUUUUGUGAAAGCAGUCAUGGUGCGGAAACCUAAAGGCUAUAUGAGUCUUUUGGAAUGCGACAUACCUUUCAAACUACCCUCUGCUACUGACAGACCCAUAAAACACAAAUUUAGAUAUGGCAGAAGUGUCGAAUUGAAAGCAAAAUGGAUUAGAAUGCUCAACAGAUUGGGGAUCAACGGUGAAUCUUGUGUGAAGAGAAUGAUUUGUGAAGCAGAAUCUAUUGUAGGAUACAGGAACAAAUCCAUAAUGUCUAGAAUUGUAGGAACUUUGUUUAGAGAAUUCUUAGGUUCUGAAAGCUGUGCUUCUGAAGAGUUGCAAGAUUGCAUUCUACCCCCUUUUUCUGAAAUACUGAGGAAAAUUUUGAGGCUCGAAACUUUUGAUUAUCCAUAAAUUAUAUAAAAUUGAAUAAAAGUCGAAAAUCCUU
Messenger RNA from Harmonia axyridis, 711 nucleotides. RefSeq lists its product as uncharacterized. The transcript is spliced from 4 exons. NCBI's taxonomy places the organism in Eukaryota, Metazoa, Arthropoda, Insecta, Coleoptera, Coccinellidae. The coding region runs from base 126 to 677 and encodes 183 amino acids. The record is from RefSeq and is a predicted model, not a curated record.